Messenger RNA from Tremella mesenterica DSM 1558, 1997 nucleotides. RefSeq lists its product as uncharacterized. The annotation marks the transcript as partial. The transcript is spliced from 3 exons. Gene Ontology annotation, molecular function: DNA binding. Lineage: Eukaryota; Fungi; Basidiomycota; Tremellomycetes; Tremellales; Tremellaceae. The record is from RefSeq and is a predicted model, not a curated record.
GUCGUUUAUCCCACACUUACUCGUACUUUGUUUUUCCAUAGUAGUGUCAACGCCACUUGAGUCACAACUCGCCAAUCUGGUCUGAGACCAUCAAGAUCAUCGUUGUUUGUUUUAACGACUCCACACACCCCAAAGUCAUCCACCGGUCCGACAGACGGAUCAUCAAGUACAAAUUCCCUCGCCACUCUGUCAUUUGGAGCCAUUCGAGUGGUUUGAUUGACCUUGCACUCGUUCUCACAGCACAAACUGUUGCUGAACGUGACUUGAGGUGACGGGACAAGAGAGGAGAUGACGACGAGUGUGAUGAACGCUCCUGAGGAGAGAACAGUCGGGUUGAAAAGUGGCGAUGAGUCUCCUCCUGACCAUCCUGGACACAUAACAACGCCCUCACUCCAGUCUUCCUUUCAAGCCACAUCCCUUCGACUUCUUCACGCCAACAGUGUCUCAUUCGUACCGUCCAUUCACUCUUCUAUCGAUUUACACCUACUUCCAUCAUCUCAUCUGCUUUCUUCUUCCCAGCCCCCCGCGAAAUCUUCAAACAACACCCCGAUAAAUACUGUUUCAUCACCACUUCCCUUCCCGCCAUUCCUACCACCCCACAUUUCAAGUUUGAGACAAUCACUCUCCAGGAGGAGAUCGUCUUACCCUCCUUCAACCACGCCCGGAACAUCCCUUCCCUCGACUCUCGGCGGUACACCAGAUAUUGGUUCAAUAGCGACGUCGGAAACAGGCUUUUUCUUUGGGUUUGGUAACGAGUUCGACGCCAUGGCUGCACCCCCCGCCACUGGUCGUCUGAUCUCUUCCGUUUCCCCCUAUCCUUCGGUCCAUGACACUCCCACUCCACCGACAGUCAAGCUUACGAGCCACCCGACUGCAGGAGCACUGGACGGAGGAGGGGAGCCAUCAAUCUUCUCAUCUUCACCCGAUCCUCAACUACCCCUCACUCCUGGUCGGAUAGCCCAGUUUGGCUCAGACCUCGUUUGGAAGACCAUUCUCUCAAGCGUGGUUGAAGUGCAGGAUAUAGGGCCAGUCGCAGUGUCGAGGUUAUUACAUGAAGUGUGGAAAAGAGGAGGAGGAGAUGCCGUCACUCAAUUGAGUCUUUGGUCGAACAUCUUCAUGUCUCUGGCCUUUCAAGAGGCAAAGGGUGUGACGCGAAUAUCUGCUCCAUCUCCUGACGCUGCACUAAACCUCAAAGAUCUCUACGCUCUCACCGUCCGUCAUUGGGAACCCGCCAUCUUUGCUGGUCUCCUCUCACAACAUGUGGGCGACACAUCAUCACCUUUCACCGCUCAGCUCAGCAAAGAAAUCUACGGUCCGGCAACACCUACGAAAGCAUUCGACGAGACAGACGUCCAACAGUGGAUGAAUCUCACUCCUAGUGGUUUGGAUAUCGCUGCCUUCCUCGGUACAACCCCCAAAGGCUCCACUUUUCCCGAAGCCCCGAUCACCGAUUACUUCCCACACACUGAACCGACAAGGUCCUCGACUAUGGUCAGUGAUGCCAUCCAAAACGAGGUCAUCAACGACUUGAUCACCGCGAUCGAAGACCGAGAAGAUGAUGCUGUUUCGAAGGAGUUGGCUGAAUGGGAUGAGCAAGUCAAGGAGAAGACAAAAGAUCUGGCGUUGUAUCAACUGCCUACUCCGGAGACGGAUCGUCUGGACUCUCCAUCCCUCCCCGGAACGGCGCCACACAGUUCUCAGACAUUACCGUCUACUAGACAGAACUCGACUUCCACUCAAGUGCUUUCACCUGAAACGGUCCCUCCUACUCCCACUUCUUCCCGCUCUCAUCCUCAUCCGUCCGUCGGCUGGAAAUUACCGAUGCCCAUUGAAAAGUUCGUUCCGCCUCCACCCAUGUGCAUGUUUUUCAACCCCUCGUUCAAAGAUCUGCAGAAGGGCAAGGUCGGGCUGUGGCAGGGAGAUCUGGUGCUCAGAGGGAAGAAUGGCGGUAAAUUCGGGAUAUUGAUCAUCGGGGAGGCUGAAGCGUCCGACUUGUG